Funneliformis geosporum is the source of this 1539-nucleotide messenger RNA. NCBI's taxonomy places the organism in Eukaryota, Fungi, Glomeromycota, Glomeromycetes, Glomerales, Glomeraceae. The record is from the annotation of a GenBank genome assembly.
AUGGACUCGAUACCAGCCUCAACCUCUAGUAAACCGAACUCCCCCAGUCAUCUUUCUUAUGUGGUAGCGCUAGGAAGAGGACUUUAUCCCCUGACUUCUACUACCUGGAAUACCGGGUUGGACCUUGUCACGAGAAAUUGGUUGGGAGGGCUCGUUCAACAUCGUGGAGGUUACACGGUUUUGUUGAAAUGCAUGAAGGAUAUUGCAGGCGUUAGUGAAAUGUUAAUGUUUGUAAAAGAUAGAGAGUUGGACAAGUCUGUAAGGGAUUCUACUGGGUCUCGACCUGCAAGUCUGGUGGAAAAUUCUUCCGGAACAGGUUCUAAACGCAGUUCUGCUCUUGGUCUUUUUGCUUUAACUCAACAACAAAAUUCACCACGCACAAGCAUACACGCAAACAGUGAUCAUGAUGCUCUUAUGGUGGAUGUUAAAGCAGGCACUUUGAAGCGUUUGGUGGAUGUUCUGAUUAAUGGUGUUGCAGCUUAUAGCACAAGAGUCUAUGAUGACAAUGGCGAUCCUCCUUUAAUUAUCGGAAAGCAAGGACAACUCGGAAUUAAUUCUGAAGAAUAUUUCGCAACUUUCUUUAGCACGAAUCGUGUUUCAAAAGAAACCGUCGAAUCUUCAAAUCAAAUUGCAGUUUCACCGAGCCUGACGCGUGAUGAUAUAAGUUCAAAAACCGAAUCAGUGCAUUAUGAUUGGAAUAUGGUUGCUUCAAUUCAAUCAAAAUUUUUAAAAUCGGAAGAGCAUGGAAAAAUUGGACAUUUAUCCCAGCUAAGCAAGAUUAGUGUAGAUUAUUCACAAGAGCCUGGAAUAAUGUUGCAAUUAGUCGAAAAGCUUGUCGACGAUUUACAUCCCAAAUUCGCUUUAUUACCAUGCGUUAGUUGGUUAUUUGAGAGAAUGAUGAAAAUUUGUUGUAACGUUCCUGAUUACGAUAAACGUCGCUACGUAUAUAAUUUGACGCAAAUAUUUGUUAGAUUACAACAUGAAUUGAUGGAACGAUCUCAUGAAAGAAAGCCUCCCGUCGAUGUUGGAUUAUUAAUGAAGACAAAUUCACACAUAAUCGCUUCCAACGUGAAUGCAACACAAAGAACAGCCAAGUUCCCAAAACUGGUUUACAAACUUGUUUCUGAGCAACAGGAUAAGACUAAACGCGACCAAUACGAGAGAGAUCAUUUAGCUAAAGAUAUACGUGACACUCAGAAUAAAUUACAAAAGAAACAAAACAAACUUGAAAAACGGUUCAGAACACAGCAAAUACCACGAGGAUUCCAAGCUAUUUAUAAUGAUAUUAUGAAUGACUGGAUACGAGUUAUUAAUGAAGCGGCCAUAGAAGGAGCGGAAAAGCGUAAUACUAUAUUAAAUAAGGAACCAAUCAUUGAACGUAAAGGAGAGGAUUUUCCCGAUGAACCUAAAACAGCUCUGAUAAGUUUAAUUGAUUUUUAUUAUUUAGAAACAUUGAUGCCCGAUGACAAGAUUCCAGUUUUGGUUGAAAAAUGUAUAGCAGAUAUUGAAAAGAGAGAUCUUACGGAAGAUUGGUAUUAA